AUGGCACAACCUGGGGGGCUCUGCCUGCUGGCCCUGCUGGGGCUGGGGUUUGGGGCGGGGGGCUCACCAGCCUGCCACGACCCCCGGGGCCAGCCCCGUCGCUGCAUGCCCGUUUUUGAGAACGCCGCCUUCGGCCGUGCCGCCCGGGCCACCAACACGUGCGGCUCGCCCCCCGAGGACUACUGCCUGCAGAUGGGCGCCCGCGACGCCAGCCAGCUCUGCCAGCGCUGCGACGCCGCCGACCCCCGGCUGCACCACAACGCCUCCCUCCUCACCGACUUCCACAGCCAGGAGGAGAGCACCUGGUGGCAGAGCCAGUCCAUGGCCUUCGGCAUCCAGCACCCCAACUCCGUCAACAUCACGCUCCACCUGGGCAAGGCUUACGAGAUCACCUACGUGCGGCUCAAGUUCCACACCAGCCGCCCCGAGAGCUUCGCCAUCUACAAGCGCAGCCGCGCCGACGGGCCCUGGGUGCCCUUCCAGUACUACAGCGCGUCCUGCCACAAGACCUACGGCAAGCAGCCCAGGCACUACCUGAGGCCGGGCGAGGACGAGCAGGUGGCCUUCUGCACCGACGAAUUCAGCGACAUCUCCCCCCUGAGCGGGGGCAACGUGGCCUUCUCCACCCUCGAGGGCCGGCCCAGUGCCUACAGUUUUGACGGGAGCCCCGCGCUGCAGGAGUGGGUGACCGUCACCGACCUGCUCAUCUCCCUGAACCGCCUCAAUACUUUUGGGGACGACAUCUUCAAGGACCCCAAGGUGCUGCAGUCGUACUACUACGCCAUCUCCGACUUCUCUGUCGGCGGCAGGUGCAAAUGCAACGGCCACGCCAGCGAAUGCGUGCCGGACGAGACAGGACGGCUGGCGUGCGUGUGCCAGCACAACACGGCCGGCACCGACUGCGAGCGCUGCCAGCCCUUCUACCAGGACCGGCCCUGGGCUCGCGGCACCGCCGAGGCUGCCAACGAGUGUCUCCCCUGCAACUGCAGCGGUCGCUCGGAGGAGUGCUUCUACGACCCGGAGCUGUACCGCCGCAGCGGGCACGGGGGCCACUGCCGCCACUGCCGCGACAACACGGCCGGGCCCCACUGCGAGCGCUGCCGGCAGAACCACUACCGCUGGGAGCCUCGGGCCGCCUGCCAGCCCUGCCACUGCCACCCUGCAGGCUCCCUGCGGCCCCAAUGUGACAGCUCGGGGACCUGCGCCUGCAAAGCCAACGUGACGGGCUGGAAGUGCGAGCGCUGCAAGGACGGCUAUCACAGCCUGAGCGAAGGCGGCUGCAGACCCUGCGCCUGCGACCCCGCCGGCAGCGUGGGCACCUGCGACCCCAACACGGGACACUGCGCCUGCAAGGAGAGGGUGGAGGGGCACCUGUGCAACAGGUGCCAGCCUGGAUGGUUUAACCUGCAGCCCCACAACCCCGCCGGCUGCACCAGCUGCUUCUGCUAUGGCCACUCCGCUGUCUGCACAGCAGCGACCGGCUACGAGGUGAUCCACGUGCGCUCCGACUUCAGCCGAGGGCUGGAGGGCUGGGCUGCAGCUGCGGUGGGUGCCGUGGCCGUGCCUCUGCACUGGGCUGAUGGGGAGGCGAGCAUCAAGUGGGACGGAGAGGAGCCGAUGGAUUUUCUUGCACCAGAGAAGUUUCUGCAGAACCAGCAUCUCAGUUACGGGCAGCCCCUGACCCUGCUGCUGGGAGCAGAGGGGAACGGGACCGGGACAGAGAGCAGGGUGCCCCUGCUCCGCGCCCAGCUGGUGCUGGAGGGCGAGGGGAUGGAGGUCACCAUGUCCAGCAGCAAGAGCCAGCCACGGGACGGAAAGCAGGCUGUCACCUUCAGGCUGCACGAGGCCGAGGAGGGCACGGAGCCUUCGCUGUCGGCCUUCAGCUUCCAGCGCCUGCUCUCCAACCUGAGCGCCCUCCGCCUCCGCGUGAGCCAUGGCCCCGGGCCAGGCAGGCUGGUGCUGAGUGAGGUCUGGCUCACGUCGGCUCGCCUCGGGUCGGGUGUGCAGGCGGGCUGGGUGGAGGAGUGCGCGUGUCCCCCGGGCUACACCGGUCAGUUCUGCCAGUCCUGCGCUCCCGGCUUCAAGCGGGACGUCCCCUUCGGUGGCCCCUUCGUCGCCUGCGUGCCCUGCGCCUGCAACCAGCACGGGGACUGCGAGCCCCGCUCAGGGCAGUGCCGGUGCUUGCACAACACAGAAGGUCCCUCCUGCGAGCGCUGCAGCCCCGGGUUUUAUGGCAACCCCUUCGUGGGGCGCUUCGACGACUGCAAGCCCUGCCCGUGCCCCUACCGCUCGCCCUGCACCGAGGUGCCCGGCAGCAGAGAGGUGGUGUGCACCCACUGCCCCCUGGGGCAGAGAGGGAAACGCUGCGAGCUGUGCGACGACGGUUUUUUCGGGGACCCCCUGGGACAGAGGGGCCCCGUGCGUCCCUGCGCCCCCUGCCAGUGUCACGGGAACGUGGACCUCAACGCCGUGGGGAACUGCGACACCGAGUCCGGCCGGUGCCUGCGCUGCCUGCACAACACGACGGGCGAGCACUGCCAGGAGUGUCGGCCGGGCUUCUACGGGGAUGCGCUGGCCCCCAGCCCCGCCGGGAAGUGUGCGCCUUGCGAUUGCAACCCCGAUGGCUCAGCCCCGGGGCCGGAGGGCUGCGAUCCCAGCACGGGCCAGUGCCGCUGCCUCCCGCACGUGACGGGCAGGACCUGCGGGCUCUGCCAGCCCGGCUACUACGGGCUGCUGCCCACCGUGGGCUGCAAGAGCUGCGAGUGCCACCCGGCGGGGUCGCGGGACAGCGGGUGCCACGCGCUGACGGGGCAGUGCUCCUGCCAGCUGGGCGUCGCGGGGCUGCGCUGCGACAGAUGCGACCACGGCUUCUUUGGAUUCUCUGCUAAGGGCUGUCGAGCCUGCAACUGCUCCCCGCUGGGCGCCGUCACGCCGCAGUGCCACGAGAACAGCACCUGCGUCUGCCGCCCCGGCUUCGUGGGCUACAAGUGCGACCAGUGCCAGGCCAACUUCUUCCCCGACCCUCCGAGCUCCGGCUGCCAGCCGUGCCCCUCUUGCUACGGGCUGGUGAAGGACGGGGCUGACCGGCUGAAGGCGAAGCUGCAGGAGAUGGAGGAACGGCUGCAGACCCCAGGCUGUGACGUCCACCCGGGGCAGUCCCUGGUGCUGGGAGAUGCGCCCCGGGGAGACGGGCUGCCCGGCAGGCACCUCCUGCAAGGUGCCCGGGCUGUGCUCUCCGUGCAGGUGGGGCGGCUGGCGGGGGUGCUGAGCGCCGCGCAGGGCCGUCUCAGCAACGCCAGCCAGGCCAGCGGCUGCUCCGACCACGGACACCCCAAGACGUGCGUCCUGCUGUCGGAGAUCGGGGCCGUGCUGCAGUCGGCGCAGCGGGAGGUGCUGCACGCCGCCGACACCCUGGCUGCCACGGAGAUUCCUCAGGAAAUCCCCCCGCAGCCCACCAACUGGAGCCGCGUGGCGCUGGAUGCGCGGGUGUUGGCUGAGAGGCACGGGGACGCUGUGGCGCAGGUGGAGGCGAUGGUCAGGAGAGCGCUAAAUGUGUCCAAAGCCAGCCACGAGCUCCUGCAGAGCCUGCUGGAGGGGAGAGCAGCAUGGGAGGCACAGCGCGAGCUGGAGGCCGGGUACGAGGAAAUCCAGCAGGCGCAGGAGGAGCUGGGCGCUGGCAUGCUGGAGGUGGCAGCGGAGGCCAGGAGGGCUCUUGCCACCAUCCAGCAGGCAAACGCAGACGUGGCUGAGAAGCUCCUGCAGGUGGCUGCUCCAGGGCAGCAGGCACUGCUGGCACAGGCUGGAGCCCUGGUGCAGGACCUGGGGGCACUGGAGCGGGCGGUGGGCACGCAGGAGCUGUCGGCGCAGCAAGCCAUCGCGGCAUCCCGCACCCUGGCAGCUGGGCUGCGCCGGGACCUGCAGGGGACUCGCAGCUUCACGCAGCUGCAGGACCGAGCUGGCACUGCCCGCAGCCUGGCCACCUCGGCAGUCUCACGAGGAAAAGCUGCCCUCUCCGGCACGGAGUCCGUCCUGGCCAGCUUGGAAGGCAUGAGGAAGGUGCUGGGGCAUCGGAAGGGCCAGGCUGCCCUGAGCAGGAGGAUGGCGCUUGUGCGGGACAGGACGAUGGUGGAGGCCCAGAAGAAGAUCAAACAGGCAGAGAAAAUGCUGGGAAACUCCUUGUCUGUCUCCACCACAGCCAGGAGGACAGCUGGGGAGGCCGAGCAAGUCGCUGGGGAGAGCGCUAAGAGGGCAAGGGCUGUGCUGCAGGGCAGCAAGCAGGCUCACAAGCAUGCUGUGCAGCUUGCCACACGUGUCAACAAGACCCAGCAGGAGCUCGUCCGGCAGGAGCGUGUGGCUGAGGAGCUCAGGGGGGGCCUGGAGGAAGCAGAGCAGGUGGGGACAGAGGUGAGUGAGAUGGCAAAAAGCCUCCAGGAAGCCCGGGGCUCGCUGAUGGCGGACAUCAAGACCCUGAAGGACCUGCUGAGCAGCCUUGGCAACCUGGAGCAGGGCACGCAGGUGGAGGCAGCGCUGGGAGCAGGGAGGCUGCAGCUGGAGCGGCUGCGGCUGCGCCUGGCUGCGCCGGGAGCCCUGGCCAAGCGGCUCAGCCAGCUGCAGCAGGAGGCAGCACAGCAGCAGGAGAAGAUCCAGGCGGUCGAGAGCGACUUGGCCGAGAUCCGGGCUGACAAGAGGAACCUGGAGGACAUUUUGCGGAGCCUCCCCGAGGGCUGCUCAGAGUGGCAGUGA
Messenger RNA from Cygnus atratus (black swan), 4743 nucleotides. RefSeq names its product laminin subunit gamma 3 (gene LAMC3). Lineage: Eukaryota; Metazoa; Chordata; Aves; Anseriformes; Anatidae. The record is from RefSeq and is a predicted model, not a curated record.